UGAAAGAAGCAAAAAAUGUCCAUGUGAAUAGCUCCAAUAUAAAUAUACAACGGCCAUGUAUUUUUGGUGAAGGAAGCAUAGUAAUUCUGUAGUCAUGGAAAAAGAAUAUCUGCAAUCCCAUCAUGCACUUCGAAUCGCACUCCAAACAAUGACAGAGCGCUGCCAGCAGCUGGAAGUACGGUUAUCUGCUGUUCAAGAAGAAAAUUCUAACUUGCGUCAAGUAAACGAGACGUGUGAUUUUGUAUCUGUUACAAAAAUGAAAAUUAAUGAAGAGAACAAUUCAAUGAUCUAUAAAUUAAAAAAUAGGGAUGGGUUGAAAAAUCUAAAAUGUCAGCUAAUUGACAACAUAAACAUGGUAUCAUCAGAAAAUCGUCAACUGUGGAAAAGAUUAUGUACAAUAUCACAGCCUUACCGAUGUUCCAGCGAUCAAUUGUUAAAAAUCUCUGAUGGUCCGAAACAUUUACCAAGCACAACUUGUAACUCAUCUAAUAGUAACACCAAAAUUUUGGAACUAAGAACUACAAGUUGUAAUAAUGUAAUACCAAAUACUGCAGAAAAGGAGCUUAGUCAAAAAAAUACACCCUUUCCCUUAGUUGAUAGAAGUUUCAGUGAACCACCAGAAUUGGAAAAAUGUACUGGCAUAUGUAAGCUCCAAUUCAAUACAAAAAUGAAAUCAAGUAAUAUUGACUUAGCUUACCCAGAAGAUAUAAGUCAGAACUUACUAGAAUAUCUUCAAUGUCAUGAUAUGAAUCUGAAGAAAAUAAAAGAAAAUCUUUUAUUACAACGGGAACAGUUGAAACAUUCAUUACAGUAUUUGAAAAAAAUAAAAAAAGAUAAUGUAUAUCAUGAUGGUAAAAAAAAUAAUAACACCGACAAAAUAGUGCACCAAGCUAGAACGCAGUUAGUCUCAAAAAGUAGUUUAAAAGAAACGGAAGCAGCUCAAAUCAACUGUCCAACCUUUAAUAUAAAACUACAUAAAAAAACUCUUAUAGGUGAAAACAGCUGUCCUCUUUGUGGUGUUGUUUACAGGAAGUCAUCAUUUGACUUAUUACAUGAACAUGUAGUUGGUCAUUUUACUGAAGAAAUUUCAGAUGGUUCUUGAAUGGUUCUUUGGUUGUACGUAAUAAAAAAGCUAUUAAAACAAAAUUUCCAAAAAAUUAUUAGGCUG
Copidosoma floridanum is the source of this 1168-nucleotide messenger RNA. RefSeq names its product C2H2-type zinc binding domain-containing protein spindle-F (gene spn-F). The record is from RefSeq and is a predicted model, not a curated record. Lineage: Eukaryota; Metazoa; Arthropoda; Insecta; Hymenoptera; Encyrtidae.